CAAGCCGUGAAGCAGCGUAUGUAGCGUAUUUUCGGCAGCCCAAGGGGGUUUAAACCCCCCUAAAUGUGUUUUUAUAUAAUGUUUUGCUUUGAAUUAUGUGACUUGACAUAAAGUAAAAUCUGAGUUUUCAUGUGUGAAGAAAUAGUAUUUUUUUCAAUCACUGUUAUGGAAUUGGGAAAAAACCAUGAUUUUAUUUUUUUUAUUUUAUUUUAUUUUUUUUUUUGGGGGGGCGCCCCCAAGCCCCCUGACUGAGUAAGUUUGUCUUUUCUUGUCGGCAUUGCCGCUUACCAAUUUACAAUGUUAGAUGCCGGUUCGGAAAUGAUAUAAAUUUACUUCGAAAUUGAUAGGCCUAUAUAACAAUUAGGACCCACUAUAUGUUUCGUAUUUCUCUUCUACCCAACACUUAAGGAAUAUGAAUUGAAAAAACUUUCAACUACUUUUCAGUAGGUUCUCACAAAAUUAUAAAUCGGAGCAAUUAAAUGCUAUUAUGAGCCCCGGCCGGAAUAUGAGCGUCGAUACUUACGUAAUACCCAGUAUUCAUCAGGGAAAGGGGUGGUGCCCCGAUCAUCCCCUGAUGAAUGGAUCGGGAUCGACGCCCAUAAUUGAAUUGAAAUAAUUGAACAUUUUUUAUAAAAAAUGUAUACUGUGAAAAACAAACAAACAAACGAUUUCAUGAGAUUGAAAACCUCCAAAAUUCACGAUCGUUCUAACGCAUGAUUCAAGCUUGUGAAUUGCCUCAUUAACAGUGGUCAGGUUUGAACGGAAACAUUCAGUAGAUAUAUCUUUGUAACAAUGUCGUUGGAGAAUAUUUAUCCUGGAAUAAUUAUACACCAUUGUCAUUCACAUUCAUCAUAAAUCAAGGACCGCGAAAUGGGUUUUCAAAGUGGGGGCUGACCACAUUUGUCUUUAGCCAAACAAGAUUAGUGUGUGUGUGUGUGUGUGUGUGUGUGUGUGCAUGGGGGAGGGGGGGGGCGGGGGCUGCAACCCUCAGUCCCCCCCCCCCCACCCCGUUCCGCGAUACCCCGCGGUCCCUGUAAAUCAAUUAUCGUUUAUACUCACAAUAAAAGGAUGAUAAUUAUCCCGGGAAAUUUAUAUAGGCUAAUUAAUCUUUACAUGCAAUAUGGACAUUGAACAGUAAAAUCAUGCGAUGUAAUAUGUACGCGAUUGUUUGACAAUCGUGAUCACCUGAAGGACGCAUGCGCGUAUCUCGAAAAAUCACGUGACGCGCGUGCACCUUUUUUAUUGGAUCGUAGAAAGGCGCGCGCGAUCGUCUAUUUUUCAUUCAAGAUCUCAGCCUCACUAUGCCGCCACCAGCUUCAGACGAGUUUUUCUGUCUUUUUGAAUUUGAAAGCGAUGACAGCGUCGAAAUUGGACCAUUUUCUUGGAUAUUAGACACGGACAAGGAUGUGGAUCCUGAAAGCUAUGUCGAUCAAGCUGUUGAAGUUAUGUGGGUCAGUGGCAGCAAAACGGAGAAGUAUCGAGCAACAGUGUUGGCUGUAAAUAGAUCCAAGGAUAAUCUCAUCAGAAAAAGGAACAAGAUGUGUGACGGGCAAUCAAUGGAGACUGAUAAGGAAACUGGGAGAGGGAAGAGAAAGAAGAAACCAACACGCACAUACAUGUAUUCAUCUUCGGAGUUGGAGACGGAUGAUGAGGAGCCUCAACCAAAAGAAACAAAGAAAUCAAAAUCAAAAAUUUCACAGUGCAAUGAGAUGGCCAGGGAUCUCAGGAAGCAAAUGUUUGGUGCCAAUGAAACGAAAAAAUCAAAUGGACGUACGGCAACGGGAAGUGGAACAAGUGGUGAGAUAAUUGACCUGAAAAAGCAGUUGGAGAAAUCAAGGAGAGAGACUGAGGAUCUGCAGGUGAAGCUGACUAAGGAGAAGGCAGUUAGGGAAAAGAUACAGCAACAGCUGUUGUUUUUGCAAGGAGUGCCUAAAUUCAUCGAAACCUUUAAAGGGUUCAUAGUGGAUAUGGAGGAGAUGUCGAGACUCAAGGCUGAUCAUGAAGAGAUGCACUGUCCAUCAGGAGGGUCAUCUACAUCAUCCUCGCCCGCUCGUUCCUCGCCCGCUCGUUCCUCCACCCAGUCCUCCACCCAACCCUCGCCAUCAUCAGCACGACCACAGUCCCAACAGAUUGCCCUUGGAUCGAAGGUCUCUCUUAGUCGAAACGUCCUCGACAGGUGCAACGCUGGUGAUUUUCGCAAGUACACCUGCGAUUUGAUGCUGGCGGUGUUCGGCAGGCCUACCCUACUGACCUCGUCACUGACUGGUGCGAAGAAUGUGGCAGGUCGCGCAAAGCCACCUCUGGACAGUGACAAGCUUCAGGGGAUAAUUAGUCAUGUCAAGUCAAAGUUCCCAGGAGUGUCAUCAUCGGAAAUCCGCAUCGUUAUGCGGAACAAAGUUGGCAACGAAAUUAAGUUGGCCAAACGUAGAUCUCAACCGAAAGAGAACCAAGCCAAAGAAAACCAAGCCAAAGAAUUAAACCAAGAACCACAAGAUGAGACCGAAUGAAGCACUUUGUCAAGAUGACUAAUUAAUUAAUAAUGAGCUAAGUCUUGUUACUUACUAAUUAUCCCCUGUUCACUGUCCAGAGGAGGCAAAUUUGCGCGACCUGCCACAUUCUUCGCACCAUUCAGUGACGAGGUCAGUAACAUGGGCCUGCCGAACACUGCCAGCAUCAGAGGACUUAACAAGCACAUGCAUAUUCUGUUCCAAAUAUAAUUUAGUAUGAUCAUCAUGAUGCGACCUAUCCGAGUAUGCCAUGUUUGGUACGUUUCUGGCACUUCUGAAUCGCCCGUCGCUCCUGUGUAUUUUUUUGGUUGAUUGGAAUAUGUUUUAGACCACAGGCAUUGCUAUAAUGCUUGCUACAGACCAACAUUAAAAAAAAUAAUAAUAAUGUUUUAAUAGGGGCCAGAAUUAUCCUUAUCUGAUAUAUUAAAGGUGCUCCUGCAUCGUUUAUCAUACACACAGUGCCAUCUUGCGCACAAACUAGCCUAGUUCAAAAUGGCGAUCUGUAGCGUAGCAUCCCAACGCUUGAUGAUCUUUAACAUUUCACCUGUUUCUAAAGCUAUUUUGAUAAAAAGCUCUUCAUGGGCCAUCACAUCAAUUCUAGGCAUGUAUUGUGUUUUCCGUCCAGCUGGUACUAAUAUAUUAAAUUUUAUGUUUUGGCAUGUGGAUAUCAAAUGACAGUGCGCACGCAUCAAUCAGUGUUCUUUGUUGGCACCCUUCUAAACAAAUAAGUGUCAAGAACUUUCUUGUUGAGUAAAUUUUGAUCUGAUAAGGAAACAAUUUGAGAUUUUUUUGUGCAAAAAAUGGCAUUUAUAUAUGAUCUACGGAUAAAAGCCCAAAUUCACCUUGAAGAAUGGAAUCAAAUCAGACUAACAAGAAACUACGUCUCUUGGAAGACAUCAAAAUUUAUAUGGGGAACCUAAAUUGCCUCAAACAUGCAUUAAAAUUUGAGACAUUUGGUAUUGUUAAUCUGGUCUUUAAACAAAAGCGAAUGGAAUUAAAAUUGCUUUUGUUAUGAUUUUGAAUGACGGGAAUAUACCAAAUUAUUUCAUGUUCCUGAUUGUUCCGUACUCUAUUUGCCAAAGAUAUUGCUGAAAUGUAUUCAUUGUGUGCUGAAAAAUAACUUUGAUAAUGUGUAUGCGUUUGACGCCAUUUAUUUAAGUGGCAAAUUUC
Molecule: messenger RNA, 3677 nt
Organism: Lytechinus pictus (painted urchin)
Lineage: Eukaryota; Metazoa; Echinodermata; Echinoidea; Temnopleuroida; Toxopneustidae
Exons: 8
Coding region: 1302-2507 (401 amino acids)
Biological process (GO): negative regulation of Notch signaling pathway; positive regulation of neuron differentiation
Cellular component (GO): nucleus
Molecular function (GO): DNA binding; transcription corepressor activity
Source: RefSeq, a predicted model, not a curated record